CUCUGGUCCAGCGGAGUCGUCCGUCUUUUCGCUAACAUUUCUCCGUCUAGGAAAUACAAAGUGAUGCUUCACCGUGACCGGCUGCACUCAGAGACAGAGGAGGACCGGCGGUGACAACUUUACAUCCCACAUCACUGUCUUCAGAGGAGUAUAUUUGUCCCCGUUUUGGUUUGACUUUUCGUCUUGAAGCAGAAGACGCGGUGUUUUUUUUUUUUUUUUUUUCGUGUGCAGUAAUGUCGGACCGCUUUUAACAAAACCACAUUCGCUGACUUUUUCCGUCUCCAAUGCGGGAGAGGAAACCUCUCGGGGUGAUUUUCUGUUUCCGAGUCCGGAUUGUGAGCGGCGGCGUUGCAGCGCAGGGAUGCCUCGGUUCUCGCCGUAGCUCCAUGUAAAAAAAAAAUCUCUUUGUCGUGCAGCUCUUCGCCCAGCGGACUGUGCCGCUGCUCCUGGAUAUACGAGGACUUUGUGCGCAGUAACUUGGUGUAAAUGGAUCGCCAGUCCAGCUUCAUUUCCAUCUGGCUACAACUGGAGCUCUGUGCCAUGGCCGUUCUUCUGACUAAAGGAGAAAUAAGGUGUUAUUGUGACGCCCCGCACUGUGUGGCCACCGGAUACAUGUGCAAAUCAGAACUGAACGCCUGCUUCACAAAGGUCCUGGACCCACUAAACGCAAACUCACCCCUCACCCACGGGUGUUUAGAUCCAAUCAACAACUCUGCAGACAUUUGCAGCAGCAGCAGCAGCUCGAGGGCCACGGACACCCUCGGCGGGGCCUUGGCCACAACGCUGGAGUGCUGCCACGAUGACAUGUGCAACUACAGAGGCCUGCACGACCUGGCACACAACCGGGACUCGACAGACGGCCGGUUCCAGGCGGACAGCAACAACAGGAACCUGGUGACCCGGGUCCAGGAGCUGGCCUCGGCCAAGGAGGUGUGGUUCCGGGCGGCGGUGAUCGCCGUGCCCAUCGCCGGCGGCCUCAUCCUGGUGCUGCUCAUCAUGCUGGCGUUGCGAAUGCUGCGCAGCGAGAACAAGCGACUGCAGGACCAGAGGCAACAGAUGCUGUCGCGGCUCCACUAUAGCUUCCACGGCCACCAUACCAAGAAGGGCCACGUGGCCAAACUGGACCUGGAGUGCAUGGUGCCGGUCACAGGCCACGAGAACUGCUGCCUGACCUGCGACAAGAUGCGGCAGGCCGACCUGGGCAACGACAAGAUCCUGUCUCUGGUGCACUGGGGGAUGUACAGCGGCCACGGCAAGCUGGAGUUUGUAUGACUUCCUGCUCGGAACUAUGUUCUGUCACCUCCCACAACCAGCCGGGACCGCCUCUCAACUGUUGGCUUUCGUGUUGUUUUUACCUUAAAAGACAUUCCCAUGUUUUUCCUCCGUUGGACUCUUGGGUUUAUGUUUUCAGUUUUUUUUUUUUUUUUAAAAACCAGUGGCUAAAAAAAUCCGAGACUGAUCUCAUGCCGCAUGGUUUUUUUUUGCUAGAGGAGCACUUUACUUGAAAAUGAAAGGCAAAGCAGCAAGAAGCUGUGUUUAAGCUUGAGAGGGCGGGGACUGAGGUGGAGCGAGAGCUCCAUCACUGCUCCUGAGGAUCCUGGACUUUUACACUGAGCGCUGAAGGAUUCCAAAUCUGUCUUAUUUGCACAUUUGUAAAAAAGAGAAAAAAAAAAGAAACUAAAAAAAAGUUUUCGUUGCUUAAAACAAGAAUUUUACACUGACACCAGGGUACAAAAGAGGACUU
Toxotes jaculatrix (banded archerfish) is the source of this 1744-nucleotide messenger RNA. It is a transcript of the gene bambia, whose product is annotated as BMP and activin membrane-bound inhibitor (Xenopus laevis) homolog a. The transcript has 3 exons. The record is from RefSeq and is a predicted model, not a curated record. Gene Ontology annotation, molecular function: frizzled binding. Gene Ontology annotation, biological process: negative regulation of transforming growth factor beta receptor signaling pathway; positive regulation of canonical Wnt signaling pathway; transforming growth factor beta receptor signaling pathway. Bases 487 to 1272 code for a protein of 261 amino acids. NCBI's taxonomy places the organism in Eukaryota, Metazoa, Chordata, Actinopteri, Toxotidae.